This is a messenger RNA of Neltuma alba, 2079 nucleotides long. RefSeq names its product exocyst complex component EXO70B1-like. Gene Ontology annotation, cellular component: exocyst. The transcript has a single exon. The coding region runs from base 1 to 2079 and encodes 692 amino acids. Gene Ontology annotation, molecular function: phosphatidylinositol-4,5-bisphosphate binding. NCBI's taxonomy places the organism in Eukaryota, Viridiplantae, Streptophyta, Magnoliopsida, Fabales, Fabaceae. The record is from RefSeq and is a predicted model, not a curated record. Gene Ontology annotation, biological process: exocytosis.
AUGGAGAAGAACCUUGCUGAAUCAGGCAGUUUCGCUCGCAUAGACGAGAAGAAGAAGGAAGGCGAGACACCACGUGCGCCUUUACCAGAUUCCGGAGAGACCGAUGCCAAAGAGGUUGAAGCAAAAACGGAUGAUGAGGCAAAGCCACCUGCUGCAGAUGCAGAGAUCAGCGAGCCCGUUGAGAAGGAGGAGGAAGAUGCUCCCAUUGAGGUUGCAGAAUCCCCACCUCCCAGCCUCGAGAAGGUUUCAGAAGAUAUCGAUCAAUAUCUUGAGACACUCACCAAGAAUGCAGACGUUGAAGAAGCUUCUUUAGAGAUCCCUGAUUUCAUUGACAAGUUCUUGGAGCUUGUUGAAGAGAAAAUCGCCGUGUACGACUCGGGUGGAGUUAAAGGCAAAUGGGGUGAGGUUGCAGAGGAAUAUUCGUCACUAUUUGGAGCUCUGCAUCAGGUUUCCAAAUUAAUGAAACUGCUGAGCCAGUCUCAAUCCUCCUCGGAAGAGAUCAGUAAAAGAAAGGAUGCGUUGGUCAAUCACAUCGGUACGCUUCAGCACCGAGCGAUGUCGUAUUUCGAGGAAGAGUUCCGAUUUCUUAUGGAAGAAUCUCGAAAUCCGGGUGAAUCCAACCCCUGUGGUCAUGACCCGAAAGGGAAGCAAGUGGAACAAGACCAGUCCUCUGAUCCGGAAUCCAUCGAGUUGGAGCCCGAGUUUCCGAGUUACCCCGAUGAGACCAUUGCGAAAUUGAAACAGAUAGCGAAAGUGAUGAAAUCAGGUGGUUACCAAUACGAAAGCGGCCAGAUUUAUUUGGUUUGCAGGAGGUGCACAUUUGAAGAGAACUUGAACAAAAUAGGAUUCGAGAAAAUGAGCAUCGAUGAGAUUCUGAAAGUACAAUGGAAAAUAUUGGAGAGAGAUAUUCCAGCUUGGAUCAAAACCUUCAAGGAUUCCGCCACCGUCUAUUUGUCCGGCGAACGGAAGCUGGCAGAGUCGGUGUUCGAAGAAGAUCCGUCGCUAGCAGUGAGCCUAUACAGCGAUCUCUCUCGGUGCAUUGUCCUACAGCUUCUCAACUUCGCGGAAGGGGUGGCCAUGACGAAGCGAGCGGCAGAGAAGCUAUUCAAAAACAUUGACAUGUACGAGACCUUGCGUGAUGCAGUCCCCAUUUUCGAGGAACUGUUACCGGAAGCGGUUGCGAACGAGCUCAAGACGGAGGCGACCUUAACGAAAUGCAGACUUGGCGAGAACGUGAUCAGCACAUUCGGUGAUCUAGAAAUUGCCAUCAAGACAGAUGCCGAGAAAACUUUGGUUCCUGGCGGUGCGGUCCAUCCAUUGACUCGCUACUUCAUGAACUACCUUCCAUUCGCAUGCGAGUACAAGGACACGUUAGAGCAAGUGUUCAAGGAGCACUCGAAGAUUGAACGCGCCGACUCGACAAGUAGGCCCCGCUACGAAGGGGAAGGGAAUUCUCAACAGAAUGUUAACGCCAACAAUUCCGGCACGGAGAAUGAAUCGCCGUUUGCGGCGCAGGUGACUAGGUUGAUGUCUCAUCUGGACACAAAUCUGGAAGGGAAGGCGAAGCUGUACAGGGACGUGGCCUUGAGCUGCAUCUUCAUGAUGAACAAUGGUAGGUACAUACUCCAAAAGAUCAAAGGGUCAAAAGAGAUGUACAGCUUGAUGGGAGAGACAUGGUGUCGGAAGAGGUCGUCGUAUCUGAGGACGUACCAUAAGAAUUAUCAGAGAGAGACAUGGAGUAAGAUUCUAAAUUGCCUGAGCCCCGAGGGCUUGAGCGUGCACGGGAAGGUGCAGAAGCCAGUGCUCAAAGAGAGGUUCAAGAGCUUCAACGCAAUAUUCGAUGAGAUACACAAAACGCAGAGCACGUGGAUUGUGAACGACGAGCAGCUUCAAUCGGAGCUGAGGGUGUCCAUAACAGCGGUGGUGAUUCCGGCGUACAGAGCAUUCUUGGGGAGGUUUUCUCAGAUUUUGGACCCAGGAAGACAAACAGAGAAGUACAUAAAAUAUCAGGCUGAUGAUAUAGAAACCUUAAUCGACGAGCUUUUUGAUGGAAAUAAUGCAGCUAGAAGAAGACCAUGA